This is a messenger RNA of Wickerhamiella sorbophila, 1956 nucleotides long. RefSeq names its product Serine/threonine-protein kinase haspin hrk1. The transcript has a single exon. Gene Ontology annotation, molecular function: histone H3T3 kinase activity; ATP binding. Gene Ontology annotation, biological process: protein phosphorylation; intracellular signal transduction; mitotic cell cycle. Gene Ontology annotation, cellular component: nucleus; cytoplasm. The record is from RefSeq and is a predicted model, not a curated record. NCBI's taxonomy places the organism in Eukaryota, Fungi, Ascomycota, Dipodascomycetes, Dipodascales, Trichomonascaceae. The coding region runs from base 1 to 1956 and encodes 651 amino acids.
AUGCCAUAUAUUGCCAUUAACAGCGAAAACAAAACAACCACUUUUGGCAAGCGGUCGAAGCCGCCGGCUCAGUACGACCGUGAGCACCAGGUAGAGCUUUCCUGGCAGCAGGCGACAGCCAAUUUGCCGCUAGCUUCCAAGGCGCUGAAAGAAAACCGUCCGCCCAGCGCCAAUUCGAAUUUGGAAGCCUCGAUGGCCAACAUUUCCAUGGAAGAGUCGGGAAUAGCUGUGCUAAAACAGCGACAGCGACAAUCUCUUCAGCCUCUGGACCAACAGCAGCGUCCAAACACUCCGCUGCGCGCAUCUAGCCGCGCUUCACGUACGGUGUCUGCACAUGUCAAGCAGCCUCAAGUUGGCCCACUAGGUAACGCACAACGCCGGUUAUCUACUCAAAGCACCGUGACGCUGUCAAGCACCUCAUCUCGGGUUUCAUCUUACGACCCAUUGCGUAGUAUGGGUGUAUAUGUCGACCCGGCAGCCGCGGCUAAAACCGAAAUUUUGAACACCCCUCCUCUUCCAAGCAGUCCGGUGCAACUACACGAGCCGUCGCAGCCUCUACAUCACGUUCGGUCACCAUCGUCGUUGUCCCACCGGCCCAUGUCUUCCGUGUCCACGCGCACAAGCAGUACGUCGAGGACUCAAGCUACCGCAGAUAGCCGGACCCCGGGAUCGCGGCGCUCAUUUUUGGGAUUGACGACCAAGUCGUCCACAAGCAGUAUUUCGAACCCCGCUCGCAGGUCCUCUACAAUCCAAGACAUUCGCCGGUCUAUUGUGUCUUUUUCAUCAUCCAGCACUUCGUUGUUCAGGUUUUCUCAGAGCCCUAAAGAGAACAACCGGGUUCAAGGCUCGAUGAUCUCACUACCGACUCCCUCUUUGGUGACCAGAGAGAAAAUGACCAACAAAAUGAAGACUUCGCAGUCGCUGCUUUCUCUCGGGCCGGAUGGAUCCCACGGGCAAAACCAGGAGUUUGCCCAAAGCCAGUUGGACGGCCUUUUGGAGAUCUGCUCUCACUCUUCAGUUCGGCCGUUUGGUGUAUUUGUAGAGGCGGAACUCAAUGAGCACGGGCCCAUUGAGAAGAUCGGUGAAGCCUCAUAUUCCGAAGUUUUUGCUGCUGGUAAACUGGUGUACAAAAUUGUGCCAUUCGGAAGCCUAGACCAAACGCCUGUUCAUGAGCUAAUGCAAGAAAUCCAAAUCAGCAAACUUGUGAAUGCCCAUGAUGGGUUUGCCAAGCUUUUGGCUGCUCAUGUUGUUCAAGGUGAAUACGACGGCACUCUGUUGGAUGCAUGGGACGCGUUUGCAGCAGCGAACAUUUCUGAGAACGCUCGCCCUCGAUACGAAAGCGAUCAAUAUUAUUGUGUUCUCGUUAUGGAGCAUGCAGGCGAGGCUCUGGAAACCUUCCGUCUCCAUAGUGCUCACGAGGCGUUCGAUAUUUUCAAACAAAUCCUAUGGGCACUCACUACUGCCGAGGGUACGAUCGAGUUUGAGCAUCGGGACUUGCAUUGGGGUAAUGUUGUUAUCCAAAGGCUGAGUAGUGGACUCAAGACGAGCAUCAUCGACUUUACCCUGAGUCGGGCCCGCUCCUCCAACCAGCAGGUGUUUUAUACGCGGCUAGACCACCCAGACUUUUUCCGAGGCAAAGGAGACUACCAAUUUGAUAUUUAUCGAUACAUGCAGCGCUUGCUGGUAUCUGAAUCGCCCGACCAGCGGGUUCCGGACUGGUCGUUGUUCGAGCCCCGAACCAAUGUUCUAUGGUUACACUACAUUGUAUUGAAACUUCUUGAUAAGUUGGACCAGAGCCAGGCGGCUCCAAAGCAUAGAUCAGACAAUGUUUACCGCACACGUCUACAAAAUCUUGCUAGCACCCUUGAUAUCAGUAAUAAGCGACGGUUUAGCCCGUUCAAAGUGAAGUCUGCUUUCGAUGUUUUGACGUGGGGCAAAAAACAUGGCUUUUGGUAA